AUGCAACCAUCAACCCUUUUGGCCUCCCUCAUUUUGGCCAUAGGAGUAACCCAUGGGGCUCGCCAUGACGGUCACGCUGCGAGACACCACCACCCUCAGAAGGCCAAGACACAGAAGCACUCUACACUGGGCUAUGAGAAGAUAAUAAAGCGGCAGCAAAUUGAAUCUGUGACGCCUGUAAUUACUCCACCACCAAUUUUGAACACCACGGGACUACCCACCACUUUCACUACGUAUGUACUCACCAACACGACGAGCCACCGGAACAAGACUAGAACAUCGACCUCAACAUCCACGAGUUCGAGGACAUCAACCAAGAGACGGACCUCAAGCAAGUCCUCAACUAGUCGCGUCACAUCUUCAAAUACCACCCACAUCGAGCAUCGCAUCCUCAACCCGCCACAGUUCUACUUUCAGUUCCAGCGCAUUUUCUUCAUCACGGUCUUCAUCAACGGCAAGUUCUUCGCUACCAAGUAG
Molecule: messenger RNA, 477 nt
Organism: Colletotrichum truncatum
Lineage: Eukaryota; Fungi; Ascomycota; Sordariomycetes; Glomerellales; Glomerellaceae
Source: RefSeq, a predicted model, not a curated record